ACUAUUUAUUUCCUUCCAAGGACCAGAGCGCAGAGACACCAGGGACAACAAGCAACAAUGGGUAUCUUUUAAAAAGUAAGAGCUUUGGAGGAUUUAAAAAGACAUCGUUGAGAGGCCAAGACGAACUGGACAGCACAACUAUGGAUACAUACUAAACAGCAGAAGGAUAAACUGGAUAUAUGAGAUGUUAACUGGUGUCAUCAGGUGGAGUUACUGAGAUACAGACUGAAAAUUCACAGUCACAGUCCGUCACAGAGAACAGAGGCGGCUGUGUACCUCCUGCACCUGUGGUCAGCAGCGGACUCAGCGCUGAGAUACUGGAGGGAGUGACACCAGUGUUCAUUCAGCUUAUGCCCAAGAAUGGGCACUCCUGACCUGUCUACACUGCUGGACCACAUAGAAGGGAGAGAUGAGUGGCAGGAUGAUGACUUCCCCAGGCCGCUUCCAGAGGAGGGCGAUAUGGAGUCUUCCUGUGCUCUUGGAGAGGGGAGAACAUCUCCCCCCAGCUCUCUGCACAUCAGUGCAACCGGUGGGGGUGCGGCCCAUCGGAAGCGGCGGACCCUCGUAGCCCCAGACAUGAACCUGUCUCUGGACCAAAGUGAAGGAUCCCUGCUGUCUGAUGAUUUCCUGGAUACGCCCGAUGAUCUGGACAUUAACGUUGAUGACAUUGAAACUCCUGAUGAGACAGACUCCCUGGAGUUCAUCACCAAUGGCAACGACCUAGAAUGGGAAGAUGACACGCCAGUGGCCUCUGCAAAAUCUGGCCCUGCCGAGGCGGGUGAUGAAGCGGGGGAGGACGGCGGGAACGGCCGCCUGUGGAGAACGGUCAUCAUCGGAGAACAGGAACAUCGCAUUGACAUGCAGGUCAUUCGGCCGUACGUGCGGGUCAUCUCUCACGGAGGUUAUUAUGGUGAGGGGCUGAAUGCCAUCAUUGUGUUCUCGGCGUGCUACCUGCCCGACAGCAGCUGCCCGGAUUACCAUUACAUCAUGGAAAACCUCUUUCUGUAUGUAGUGAGCAGUCUGGAGAUGCUUGUGGCUGAGGAUUAUCUGAUCAUCUACAUGAACGGCGGAACCCCUCGCAGUAAGAUGCCGGGUAUCAGCUGGCUGAAAAAGUGCUAUCAGAUGAUUGACAGAAGACUGAGGAAGAACCUGAAGUCUCUGAUCAUCGCACAUCCCUCAUGGUUCAUACGCACAGUUCUGGCCAUCUCCAGACCCUUCAUCAGCGUGAAGUUCAUGAACAAAAUCCGCUAUGUGCACAGCUUAGAGGAACUGGAGCAGUUUGUCCCCAUGGAGCACAUCCACAUCCCUGAGUGUGUCAUACAGUAUGAUGAAGAAAGGAUCAAAGCACGAAAAGAGCGAAUGGAACAGGAGGACAGAGAGCAUCAACCACAAGAACAGCAAGAAUGCACCAAGACAGACAGACCUGCGACGACGACAGCCGAGGAGCCGGACCUGUGAGGCUGGAGGGCCUUUCAGUAGAAAUCACUCUCACAUGCUGAUCUAACUCCAGCUUCUUCUCUCUGUGUCCUGUUAUAAUAGCAGAAAUCACACACUGGUCUCAGAUCAGCGGUAGAGAGUGGCGUUUACUGCUGAGAGGGAGGGAAAAAAGGCACAAUAUUUCAAGUCUUGUCAGAAAAACACCACCAGGUGGCACUCCACCCCAACAAACGUCUCUGUAUUCGGUAGCAGGAUGUGUGAGCUCUACAGACCCUCUGUGCUGCAACCCCCAGUAAUGACCUACCCCUGCUUUAUGACCCUGCGCUGCAAAAAUAAUACAUAAUGGCAAGUUAAUGCAUCUCAAAUGUAGGCAAUACAUCCAAGAUUUUUAAUUAGGAUGUUGUUGGAAGACCGUUAUGACCUAUUUCUGUAUCGCUGCUGCCAGAAUAACCUCAUAUCUCUAUUUUUUGUCAUUCUUCAGUUUUUGACAUAAUUUUAAAGCAUCUGUUGCUCUUUACACUCUAUGUAAAUUUCAUGGUGAAUGGACCAAAUUAAAGGGUCAAAAAAUGCUUGAAAAAAAUUCUGGUUCCAUUGACUUGCAUUACAAGUGAGCUAUGUUUUUGUGUUCUCCUGUAAAGUUACCAUUCUGGAGAAAAGUUUUGUUCUGACAGCAGCAGUAUGAUUUUUAAGCUAUGAAAUAUUACUGUGCAGAAAUGUUCUUACCACACUGGCAAAUAAUAAAAGGAAUAAUGUUUGAAAUAAGUAAAAUGACUAAGAUAGUGAGUAGUAUGAUAAUCUGACUUGACAAAAUCAUUUAAUGUAAGUACAGUUUCUAGAAGCAGGUUGAAAAUAGUGCUGUGCAAAAAUCAAUACUUCAUUUUUAAAUGGCUCUAUACAGCCAUUAAAUACAUUUUAUUCAUUUUACCACUGCUAAACCAACGUCUCCGACUGAACUUUGGAGGUGUGUCUGCAGAUUUCAUUGCGGAACUGAAAGUAAGUCUCCAGAAAAGAAUGGAAGCUGGAAUUAAGGUAAAAAGUGGACACACUAAACACUGAAAAAUCUGAUUAGAUUCAUUUUUUACUGUAAUUUGCUGAAAAUGAUGUUCUCUUUUUUUAUGUUUAUUGUUUUGAUUGAAAAUGAAAUAAGUUUCCAGUGGUCUCGGACUUUUGCACAGUACUGUGAUCUUAAAAUAUGCCAAUAGAUCCUAAUGGGAAGUAUUGUCUAUUGUCUACAGUUAUGAUGCUUGUACUUGCCAGCAUAUAAUUUUUGCUGUGUGCCACUGACCAGUGCCAUCUUUAAGGAAUGUUAUGUCACCCGCCUAUACAAAACUAUGGGUGUGUCUACUCAGGAGCGAUGUUUAAAAGUAAUGCAUGCAAAGGUUUGGACAUCCUUUGGUCAUCCUUUACGUCUCCGUGUACAUGCGCCCGGCUAGAAUGUAUCGUUAAUCCAUUUUGCUGGUUCUUCAUACAGAUUUUCCAUGUUUAGAUCUGGAUCCUUUGUUUGAAACGUUUCUGAAUGCUUUCCGUCAUCGGUAUCAUGCUCCGUUUUUGGCUUUUAACGUUUUCACGGAAGUGCCGGUCAGUACUUGCUGGGAAAUCUGACUUGGCACAGAUGUGUUUGAUGGUGAUUUUGUGUUGCCUUAUGUUCUGAAUGUCAAAAUUUCAAAAUUAAACAUGCCGUUAUGUGCAUUGGCCUUUA
Molecule: messenger RNA, 3136 nt
Organism: Pygocentrus nattereri (red-bellied piranha)
Lineage: Eukaryota; Metazoa; Chordata; Actinopteri; Characiformes; Serrasalmidae
Gene: atcaya
Product: ATCAY kinesin light chain interacting caytaxin a
Exons: 12
Coding region: 361-1458 (365 amino acids)
Biological process (GO): apoptotic process
Cellular component (GO): cytoplasm
Source: RefSeq, a predicted model, not a curated record